AAUGUGAUUUUUUGUUUAUGCGGUAUGCUUUGAAAUACUGCAACUUUUCAGAAGUUCUGUCAACAUAUUGCGAUGAGACAUGGGUAGUCUUGACCGCAUCGGACAACUUCAAGCGGCAAAAGCGUUUCUCAGAUUCUGCAAACAUAACAAGUCAUCGGCUUCUAGUACGGGACCCCCAGGCCAUGAGAAAGCAAACCAAAGUUCUUCUCUCAUCGGUGUGAGCGACUUCGACAAACUCGUAGCCAAGACGAAUUUAUCCCGGCAAUUCAUCUUGAAACAAGUGAACGAAUCUGAAAAUCAAGAGCAACAAAUUGCAAAUUCACAAAUACCAUUUUCGUCGCUAGCGCCAGUUCUUAAAAACGAUGUUUAUUUGGAAAAGAGGACGCAGUUUACACUACCUGGUCACGACCAAAGUUCACCGAAGUUCAAAAACGUCCGAAUUAUAGAGUUGGAAGGGAAAUGGAAAUACUGGAUCCCAACGAAGCAUGUCAAGUCUUCUGAUGAAGAUAUAAUUGUACGUUAUUUGAACAAAAAUGGUAUAAAUACUCCUGAUGUGAUACCGUUGCCUCCCAAUGCUCCCUCGUCAUUUAAUCGGGAAGAGUUUCUGAAGAAAUGCAAAGCUGUUAAAUUUGGCAAUGAGUCACUGACCUUUCACGAGACUCGCAAGCUGCCGAAGGAAAUCAAAUCUAAUAUUUCUGGACUCACAGAUUCGAAAGAUGUGCGGCAAAAAAUUGAAGACCAUCUCACACCUCUUUCUGCAGAAGAUGCUUUGAACAGUAAAUGUUCAGAGCAUGCAGAAAAAGUGCUUGAUAGUGAUUGUAUAUUAUUGUUCUCAGAUCAGCCAGAAGACAAAAAAUCGCCUCAUAUUAAGUUCAGUCCGGGUAAGAAAUGUCCUCCUGGUCGUUUUAGUGAGGUCGGAAAUUGGAUCUCAGUUGAAAUGAAUAAUUUAUCAGUGCCGGGUCAUCAAAUGGAUUUCUCGUUCUAUGAUUCUGAUGUGAAGUUUCUAUACGAGAAGUUAGAAGGCGAGCAAAGGGUUUUGGCGACCAAUUUGAAAGUGUAUUCUACCAUUUGCAGCAGUUGGAGAGCGUAUUUGAUGAGUACUAAAUUGGAAGUUGUGUCUAAGGUGUUGAGGUUGACUCCGGAACACGACAAGGGCAAAAUAUGUGUUCGUUGGAGGGUAAAGACUCUCUCUCCUCUGAGCGUGUUUGCACCUCUAUUGGGAAAAAGAGAGAAAAACUACUCGUACCUCGAUUAUUACUCCGAGUUCUACGUGAACGAAAACGGGUUCAUAACUUGCCACGUCAUCUCAAAAGUGGCGCCUACAAACUCAGGAGCUGAAAUUUCACGCUCGAAAAGAAUGGCAGCCGGAGCAAUGGCGACUCUUUUUGGCCUCUCCGGCAGCGGAAGCGAUCAAAUGACGUCACCGAUUCCCGCCGUGGGCUUCAAAAGUCUGCCUGAUAGUUUAAACAGUUCAAUAGUUGAAAAGCAUUGAAUGUGCAUACGUAUUUUUUCUACAAACCUGCCACAAAAUAGACAACUAAUAUGUAUUCAAAUUCAGUUGGUUCUCAACUUAGUGUAGUUUAUAUUUUUGUACAUUU
Molecule: messenger RNA, 1598 nt
Organism: Symsagittifera roscoffensis
Lineage: Eukaryota; Metazoa; Xenacoelomorpha; Acoela; Convolutidae
Exons: 2
Coding region: 80-1492 (470 amino acids)
Source: RefSeq, a predicted model, not a curated record